UCUCUCCUUUUCUUGCGCUUUUGAACGCCCCACACGAUCCGCGAAAUUGCCGCUCUCGACAGGUCGGUGGCGCGCGCGAAAUUCUCCGAUGGCUCGCUCGCUCGCUCGAAGAAAAUGGUGGCUGGGAAUCCGGAAGAAGAGAAGAGAGAGGAAAGAAGAAGGGAAAUAAGAGAAGGAAAGAAGAAGGGAAGAGGGAGAGAAGUAUCGUUCUUGAUCGCUGGAUCGAACCAUGGAGAUGAAAAGGAGGCAAUAUGGGGUUUCUUGAGGACCUGUUCCUUGGUUGGGGGAAGGACGCGGAGAUGGAGGACGAGAGCGUCCCCAAUCCCAUCCCUCUCCUCUCUUCCGUUGCCAACUCCGUCGUCUAUCGCUGCUCCAGGAUUCUUCUCCUUUCGAUGGAACAGUUGCAGCAGCAUUUUGAGGCUGAUUUUCCUGACCAUGUUAAGCAACCUUCAACAUAUGCUAGAAAUCUUGUAGAAUACUGUUCUUUCAAAGCUCUCCAUGCGGACACUAAGCGUCCAGAUCAUCUGGCUGAUAAGGAGUUUCGCCGUUUAACUUAUGAUAUGAUGCUUGCAUGGGAAGCCCCUGAUAAAGAGAGUGAAUCCUUACCCAAAGAAACUGCUUUCUGUAACCAUCCAAAAGUAGAAGAUGAUGAUAGGGUAUCAUUAUUUUAUGAAAGCGUUACAAGAAUGGCCAGUCAGGUUGAUGGCAAGAAGACUGUUGGACUGGAAGCUUUUGCCCGUAUAGCUCCUUCCUGCCCUGCUUUAGCUGAUCCAAUCACUGUUCACAACCUUUUUGAUGCACUUACAAUGUCAAGUGGCCGACUUCAUUUUCUUAUAUAUGACAAGUAUCUCAAAAACCUAGACAAGGUGUUGAAAUCUGCAAAAUGUAUGUCAGGACCCCCACAUGCUUCUAGCCUUCACCUUGCUGAUGGGGAACUUAUCUUAGAUGUUGAUGGUGUCAUGCCCACUAAACCUGUUCUGCAACACAUUGGAAUGUCCACAUGGCCUGGACGGUUGACGCUUACCACCCAUGCUCUUUACUUUGAGUCUUCAGGGGUUGGGUCAUAUGCCAAAGCUGUUAAAUAUGACCUGGCCAAGGAUUUGAAGCAGAUGAUCAAGCGUGAAUUGACUGGACCGUGGGGUGCUCGUCUCUUUGAUAAUGCUGUGAUGUAUAAGUCAAACUCACUAGCAGAGCCCAUUUUUUUAGAGUUCCCUCAAAUUAAAGGUCAUGCACGCAGAGAUUACUGGUUUGCAAUCAUACGGGAAGUCUUGCAUGUCCACAAAUUCAUUAGGAAGUUCAAUCUCAAAAAGUUUCAGCAUGCAGAAGCUCUUUCGAAGGCCACUUUAGGCAUCUUCCACUAUCGCACUGUGAAAGAGGCCUUCCAUAUCAUACCCUCACACUUUAAGACAAUACUUGCUUUUAACUUGGCUGAAAAACUUCCAAAAGGAGACAAGAUCUUGAAAGCUUUAUAUAAACACUUGGAGCUUUUGGAUAGCAGAUUUCUGCACCAUGAUGCUGGUCAUGAUGUUGUUGAGACUUCAUCUGAUGAAAAGCCACAGACUGGUUCUUUUCCAGCUUCUUUAUGUACACUUACUAGAAUGGGCAUACUGCUACUGCGUAAAGAAGAUAAUCUUGAAAAAAUAUAUUUUUCAGUUGGUGAUGUGCAUGUUGGUGAGACAAGUCCCCUGCAAAUGGCUGUAAAAGAAUCAGUUUGUUACUCUGGCAGAGUUGAGGCAGCACGUGCAACAUUGGAUCAAGUUAAAGUUGAAGAUAUUGAUACAAACGUAGCUGUAGUGAAGGAAUUAACUUUGCCUUUGGUUGAAUUGGGGAAACGACUCCUGUUUUUAGCAGAAUGGGAAGAUCCUCUUAAAUCAACGGUGUUUUUGUUUUUGAUCCUUUGUGUUGUCUACAGGGGUUGGGUCAGGUACAUCUUGCCUUGCAUUUUCUUAUCUCUUGCUACUUUCAUGCUCUGUCACAAGCAUCGAAACAGAGGGAAACCACUGGAAGCCUUUCAAAUCGAACCUCCUCCUAAUAGGAAUCCUGUUGAGCAGCUUGUGACAUUACAAGAAGUUGUUUCUCAGCUUGAAACAAAUGUUCAAGCAGCAGUUAUUACUCUUCUUAAAAUAAGAGGUAUCCUGUUUGCAGCUUUUCCACAGACUACAAACAAAGUUGCAAUCACUUUGAUCACCACUGCAGUACUGUUCGCCUUCGUGCCUUUUAAACAUAUUGUCUUGUUGGUGCUUCUUGAGGCGUACACAAGGGAGAUGCCAUUGAGGAAAAAUAGCAGUGAGAAGUUGAAAAGGAGAAUGAGGGAGUGGUGGGUCCGCAUUCCAGCAGCCCCGGUUCAGGUUGUCAGAUCCAAUGAGCACAAGAAAUUGAAAUGAUGCAAGUAGCUCGAAGCAUCCGCUUCAGUAACUUGCAAAUGAUUUCUUCCUAAUGUAAGCUAGCUUGCUUGUUCUCUUUAUGGGCUGCUUUCCCUCCUCUCUUUUUGGUCUUGUAUGUGUACUUAGUGGGUCAUGGUUGCUCCAAAUCAAUCAGAGUGGUAUUGUUGUAAGAAUGCCGGUUGAGACAAUGUGCAAAGGUCGGCAUCUUUUGUCUCGUCAAAGUCACAUUUCACAAGAACAUGGACAAAAGGUCUUGUUAAGUUGUGGUAUUCAACGUAAUGAUAUUUAGAAGCAGGGUUUGGGUGAAUCAAGCAAAGAUUACAGAGAGAGCAAAAAUGCAUCAAUGGUUAUGCUUGGCUCUUAUCAUCUUCUCUAAUUAGUCUCCCAAGGUCUUUCUCGAGUUGUGAGCCAACCACACUAGCAUCAAUAAAAAAAUGAGGGUUGUGCACAUCUUGGUAUGUAAAUCAAAUCAUGUUGAGGUUUUAGAAUUCAAAGUGUGGAAGAGAAAUGAAGCAUUAACAACUCAUAAUGACUAUAUUGUUCA
Phoenix dactylifera (date palm) is the source of this 2928-nucleotide messenger RNA. RefSeq lists its product as uncharacterized. Lineage: Eukaryota; Viridiplantae; Streptophyta; Magnoliopsida; Arecales; Arecaceae. The record is from RefSeq and is a predicted model, not a curated record.